UUGUGAUGAAAUAUGUUCACUUUGUCUUUGAUAACGUGCUCGCUCCUGAUAGAGACAGAUGUUUAUUGACACACGAUAACACGGCGAUUCAGCUGGCUGUUCCCCUAGAAACCCAUUAGCAUAGUUGUGUUAGCCGAUGUUGUGAGUGGAGCUGCGCCGUGGCGCUGUGGUGUCCCUCAUCAAGCGGUUUACUUGUUUCCACUAAGUCUUUAUUUUACAGGCCUACUUUACCGACCGUAGACGCAAACAUGGCGCACACUGGUGCAAUGGAAGACGCAUCCAAGGAGGAUUUCUCUGCCAAGCAGGGAUCUGGUGUCUGCCUGCGAAGUCGACCAUGCUCCAGCGAGAGAGACGGUCAGGUGCGGGCUGUCAAAGCUGUUCUCCAGUCCAGGUUGGGGCCCUACGAGCCAGUCCUGACCUACCUACAGUCCGUCCUGGUGUGGGAAAGACCCCUCCAGUGCGCGCUUCUCUACACUGUAGUCAACGUCGUGUUCUGGUUCUUCGCCCUGACCUCACUGCGUCUGCUGUUCCUGCUGGCUUCUGGUCUGGCUGUGGUUGUCUGUGUUGAUGCCUGGAGAAAUAAAAUCUGGCCAGCGAUUAAAGUCCGAAACCUGGAAGACUCAGAAAAUGAGAGCUGGGGUUUGGUGCAGCCUGGUAUCCUCAGUGUGCCUGAACUGUGCCACCACAUCGCUGAGGCCUGGGUCAGUGGAGCAGUUCUCAAAUCUAGAGUUGUGCAAUACAAAAAACAAAACCCUGGCAAGUUUUGCUUCCUGACCUGUGGGGUGUUCACCUGUUUAGCUGUGGUUGGACGCUACAUUCCUGGAUUGGUGCUCUCCUACUCUGCUGUGUUGGCUACUCUCCUGGCCCCUCUGGGAGCCCAUUACAGGCUGUUUCAGCAUGUGUGCGUGAAGCUGGAGCCGGUCCUGCAGCGGCUGGACUUCAGUGUUCGAGGAUACAUGAUGUCAAAGCCCAUUGAUAAUCAGUUCCUGCGGAGGCCUCUACAUGAUGCUGCCUCAGGUGAAGCCAGUGACAGUGAGGAGGAGUUGGCUGCUUUCUGUCCAACGUUUGAUGAUGCUCUUGUUGCGAAGGAACUUUCAAUGACCGACUCUGAGCACUCUGAUGCUGAGGCGUCCUACACUGAUAAUGGAACAUUCAACCUAUCACGUGGGCAGACUCCACUCACAGAGGGCUCUGAGGAUUUUGAUAGACACAGUGACGCUGAGGAAUCCUUUGCCCAAGACCUCCCAGACUUCCCCUCCAUAAACCCCGAUGCCACUCUGAUGGAUGAUGACGAUGACACAAGCAUAGGUCUACCUAGUCUGGGUCCGUUUGAGCUAACUAGUAACCAGACUUCAGUGCUGGAUGUAGAUGUUCAUCUGGACUCGGACCAGGAGGAUCUGGAUGCAGAACUUUCUCUCAGCGGCCUGCCACCUGCUUCUGAUUUCACCGGAGACUUGGCCGGAAUCAUCGCCAGCAACAUGAUCCAGGCCGCGCUGGCCGGGGCGAUGCAGCCUCGGCCUCCUGCUGCCCAGCGCAGAGAAGGCCGUCCCAGGGCCGGGGCCCAUCGGAGCUACCGCAAGCAGUCCAGCUCCGAGCUGGACACAGACUUGGACGGAGAGGACUUUGAAAUGCUGGAUCAGUCUGAACUCAACCAGAUGGAUCCCAUUGGAGGAGGAGGAGGUACUAGACGGGGAGAGAGCCAGGGGUCUAACUUCUUGUCUAGUCUGCUGGGUAAACCACAGUAAGGUGGUGGGUGCGUGCGUGUGAGAGCGUGUGUGUCUGUACGCCAGUGUGUAUGAGUGCAACUUCAUGGGCAGUGGACAUGUUGACACGCUGCGACUGUUGUUGUGAAGAGAUGAUUUUAGGUUCCAGCAGCUCUGCUUCUGAUUGGCAUCAGUUUACCACUGUGAAGUACUAUUUUCUUUUUUUUUUUUUUAUCUUUUCAAACUCUUUUCUCCCGUACUUUUAAACCCUGAUGAUUCAGAAAACUUUUACUUUGUAGGCUGAGCAAUAGGAAAUGCAACGACAAAAAAAUAAAACGCAUUCAGAAAUUAAAUAAACCAGCAUCACUGAGCCUUGUUGCGGUCUUGUAAUUUAACACACACCAUAAGUUACAAGGGUACUUGUUAGUGACUAUAAAUAAAGAACAGUGCCCAUAAAAUCUUUUCUACCUGGAGAUCUACACAUACAGGGCUAUUUAACAUGGGACCAAAUAUGACAUUCCUGUUGGUCGAGCUGAGCCAUGUUGCAGCCAUGUAACAGCAUUUAAAAUUUAAGUUUCUUUUACUUAUUAGAAAACAAUUUCUUUGAUAUUUUGUUAAAGAACCAGCAAUCCAUGUUGCUGCUGAUAUUAGUGCUCUGCUGUCUUUUCAAGUAACACGUCACUAUCAUCUGCUUAAAGAUGGUUUAUUUAAUGUUACAGAGAUUAAUUAACAUUUUUCUAAACUCUUGUCAGCAGUUGUGGAUUUUGAAUAGAGCUGCAACAAUCGGUCAAUUUGUUGUCAACUAUUAAAAUUUAUCGCCAGCUAAUUUGGAAAUCAAUUAAUCAUUUUGAUUCAUUUUAUUAAGAAAAAAUGUCCAAAUUCUUUGAUUCCAGCUUCUAUAAUGUGUAUAUCUUGUCGGGUUUCUUUACUCCAAUAUGACAGUAAACAGAGUAUCUUUCCGUUGUGGAAAAAACAGGACAUUUGAGGAUGUCCUCUUGGGUUUUGGGAAACACUGAUCAACAUUUUUCUUAAAAUUUUAUAGACCAAACAAUCCGGAAAAUGAUGGAGAGACUAAUUGAUUAUGAAAAUAAUCGUCAGUUGCAGCCCUAAGUUUGACAGUGAUUUUCUUCUGUGAUUUAAGAUGAAUAAUAUUUGGAUAAAAGUUACAGUUUCUUUGUGUGAUUUUCUUUACUAUUUUUUUCCCUUUUCUGCCAUCUAACAUAUGAAGACAUCCUCAUGCAUUUUCUUUAACGAGUGUGACAUAACAGUCUUAAGAUAUCUGACCCAGAGGAACACUUGAUGUUGUGUUCCUUGUUCAUUGUAUUUAUGAACUUGUGCCCCAGGAUGAGCUGUGCUUCGUUAUUUUUUUGUGAGUUAAAAAUAUUUUUUCAUUUUCCUGCCCUUUAAAACAGCUCAGUGACACAUUGUGUCCAUGUUUAAUACCUUGAAUGACCCCUGAGCUUUGUGUUUUUUUUCUUUCUCAAAAGUAAUAUUUCAACAAGUGUCUGUAUAUCUUUGACAAUCUUUGUGUUUUCAUGUAGUUGACAGUCAUGCUGAUCUUUUUAAGACAAAAAUCAAAUAUUCUUCAAUUCAUGGAUCUUUUACUAUUUUAAUGGGGAAACAUGUUUACAUAAAAAUUGGGUAUAGACAGUUAUCCUUAAAUCCUUUUUUAAAAAAGUAUUAGUAUAUACUGAUUUAAAGUGGCUUUUAUGCGCUAGUCAGCCUGAUUUCCUUUUGAUGGACAAACCAUGUCAGUAUGUUAAAACUUAACAGUGGAAAUUGCACUUAAAACGAGCCACUGUUGAGAUGUAUUAAAAUGCUUAUAUCAAAGAGUCUAAAAAGGCUGGUUUUUAAUAGUUGAAUACGCAUUGCUCUUUUUACUGGUGUUCUUUCGAGUGGAAAACCAUAGCUGCAAAAUAUUUAGCACAAUUUUUAAAAAACUGCUGGAUAGGAAAUUGCUGGGGUUUUGAGGCUAAAUAAAGAGGAGAGCUUAGUCUUGCUUGUUUGACCGGGUUUGGCCACCUCUGUUAGCCAGAAUGUUCAUGCUCAUUGCUGCUCCAUGAAGAGUCAGUUCCUCAGUAUGAGUGAUCUGUAGUCAGUUUCAUAAUGUAUAUGUGCAUAGUAGUGUAUUUUCUUCUCUGUAUCUGGUUUUGAUAUGUUUUGAUGUGCAAACCGUAUUGAAUAAAAUGUUUGCAAUGAA
Micropterus salmoides (largemouth bass) is the source of this 3903-nucleotide messenger RNA. RefSeq names its product reticulophagy regulator family member 3 (gene retreg3). Bases 249 to 1745 code for a protein of 498 amino acids. The record is from RefSeq and is a predicted model, not a curated record. Gene Ontology annotation, biological process: reticulophagy. The transcript is spliced from 9 exons. NCBI's taxonomy places the organism in Eukaryota, Metazoa, Chordata, Actinopteri, Centrarchiformes, Centrarchidae.